AACAUAGAUAUACCGCCGUCGUCAACAUAUCGAAUGACCAACAUCCUGAUCACCCGCUAUGUGGUUGCUCAAGACUGCCUGUGCCGAACUAGAGUUCUUCCCUACACCCGAGAGUGUGCCCGGGGGAUACGCGAUCCUCUCUCACGUCUGGGACGAACACGAGAAUACCUUCCAGGACAUCCAGGCAUUUCGUGCAAAGUGCGCCGAAGCCCCCGCUGAGCCCAGUGCCGGGUCCCCCGCCAACCUUGAUACCACUUCCCACCCCACUACUCCUAUCACGCCUCGCGAUCUCGUCUCGCAUAAGAUCCGCAACUUCUGUAUCCUUGCAGAGAAAGAAGGAUACGAGUAUGGAUGGGCCGACACAUGCUGCAUCGACAAGACCAGCAGCGCAGAACUCACCGAAACGAUCAACUCGAUGUAUCGCUAUUACUCCCUCGCUGACAUUUGCUUCGCGUACCUGUUCGACGUCCCGACCGGCCCGAUCGACGUCCUCGAACAGCCUAAAUCCGCAUUCCAGGAGAGCAAGUGGCACCGACGUGGAUGGACACUGCAGGAGCUCAUUGCACCUGAGUCCGUCAUGCUCCUGUCGCAGAGCUGGGAACUGUUGGGGUCGAAAGCAGACCUAGCUCCUUUGCUGGAGAGCAUCACUAAGGUCCCAGCCCCUCUCUUGAGGAUGAACACGAAGCCGAGUGACUACUGCGUCGCUGCUCGCAUGGCGUGGGCGGCAAAUCGGGAGACGACGCGACCCGAGGACGAGGCGUACUCCUUGAUGGGGAUCUUCGGGAUCUUCAUGCCUGCGCUCUACGGCGAGGGAAGGAAUGCGUUCUUAAGGCUCCAAGAAGAAAUCAUGAAACGCUCGCAAGAUUUUUCGAUCUUCGCCUGGGGUGAUCUGAGGACCCUUGAACCUCAUGAGGCCGAGCCGCUCUACUCAGUGGGACUGAGCCCCUCACCCCCAGCCAGUGACGGCAUCUUCGCCCACUCCCCCUCGGACUUUCUCAUGGGACAUGACGUCGGGCUCGCAGCCGCCACCUCACGGACGUCGUGGCAUGAUGUUGCACCUGAGCGUCGUCUUCGUCGCGCAGCAGGAUCAAGGAGGCGGCCCACAUUUCAUCUUACGCCCUACGGCCUCUCUGCCGACGUACUGCUCUUCCACCUCGCGGUUGGUCCUAGUGUUGCCAUUCUGUCAGGCGUCCAAUUGAAAGGCCCAACUCGGCGCAAUAUCGGUCUCCUCCUCCAGCGCUCUGAAGAGACUCUGGAUUCAAAGCGCCAUCUGUACACAGUGCUUGACAUCCCCUUCCGCACGCAUGAACGUGGUAUUUGGACGGGACACCUGGUUCCGCUAGAUGCAGACAAUCGGGUUCUUUGGAAGGGAUACCUGGAUGAAGACGCACUGGUUCUUCACAAGAACAACUGGAUGCAAAGUCCCGUCCUGUGGGAGUCCAUCUGCAUUUCCACCGACGGCACACAUUCUGCGUCGCUCAAGCCUUUAAUCGAGCUUAGUUCGAGCCUACGCCACACGCCGUUCCGUGUUCCCCCAUCUCACGUUCGGGAAUUACAGAACAGUCUCAGUACGCGCAACCUUAUUGACCGGUUGUCAGUUAUCCCUUAUCCCCUUACGGGGAACCCACAUCCCGUACCAGUCGCGAUUAUGAUCAACGCCACUCGACACAAACUGGGAAGGGUUGUGCAGUGCAACAUCGUCUAUCUGGGUAUCUGCUCCGCUACAACGCCCGGCUGUCACUGGGCUCUUGUUGCGGAAGAACAGGGCCCACCGUUAGUGCCAGCAUCGCACGACUGCUCCGAGCACCACAUCGACGACUGGCACGAUCAAACGCGUGCCUUCACUAUCACAUCAUUCUCAUCGCACUGGCGCCCGGGCUUGCCUCGAGACUCUCAUCAGGAUGAGAUCAGAUUGACUUUCAGGCGCUCUCACCUGGACCCUGCAACCCGGAUAAUGCAUAUCAAAUUCGUAGUGGCACCCGAACUCGAGGAUUCGGGGCGGUUGCGCACCACCGCCUCCAUGGAUCUAAGCGAAUGGAACAGGAUACAUGAUCCAGGAGAGGUUACCGAAAGCGAUGAAGAGCGUCGCGAUGCGUGAGUAUGAGGAUGAACCAGGAGCAUGGAACCCAAUUCGUAGGCAGUGACGAUCAGUGUAUGAACCUAGUAGCACCUUCU
Molecule: messenger RNA, 2175 nt
Organism: Dichomitus squalens LYAD-421 SS1
Lineage: Eukaryota; Fungi; Basidiomycota; Agaricomycetes; Polyporales; Polyporaceae
Exons: 3
Coding region: 59-2098 (679 amino acids)
Source: RefSeq, a predicted model, not a curated record